UUUUCCUCUUUCAGACGUUGGCUUGAUCCCUGCCCCAUGGCUAUUGAUUGCCACCACGCACCCACGCACAUGGAGAACCCACUCCCGCAGCAACAGUAGAUAAUUUAGCGUUUUCCCACUCUCCCUCCCAUGCCUUGCUUGUGCUUGUCUAGGUUCGGUCUACUCCAAAUCUCUUCAAUGGUCACUCUUCCCCAGAUUCAAUUCCUUUCUUUUUAAAUCCCCUCACAUUCCCACGCCUCGUAUCGCGUGUCACUCUCUUUUUCCUCUCUCACCUCCUCUCUCACCCCCCUCUACAACACUGUUGCUGUUGUAGUUGUCUUAUCCUCCCUCCCUCCCGAUUAUGUCUAAACACGACUCGGCCAGCACAAGCACUGGAGUCAUGGACCCCGUCGCAGAGCAGAAGCCUCGUCGAGGCUCAAAGGCCUCGCUCGGAAACACUGAGGGUGCUGAUCAGCUCCUCGAGAACCUCGGCUACAAGGCUGAGCUGUCGCGUAACCGCUCUACCUUCCAGGUCGCCUUCAUGUCCUUCGUCCUCGCAUCCAUUCCCUACGGUCUCGCUACGACCCUGGUUUAUCCUCUGAUUGGAGGCGGUCCCGUCAACGUCAUCUGGGGCUGGCUCGCCGUCUCCCUCAUCAUUGUCUGUGUUGCUUGCUCUCUCGGUGAAAUCACCAGUGUCUAUCCUACCGCUGGAGGUAAAAACAGAUUCCUCCCAUUUGCUCGCGUCCCACUGUGAAAAAAAGCAUGUAACUGAUCGCGUGAUACUACAGGUGUUUACUACCAGGCCUUUAUGCUUUCUCCUCCUCGAUGGCGUCGCAUUGCUAGCUGGAUUUGUGGCUGGCUCUAUAUCGUUGGAAACAUCACCAUCACUCUCGCCGUGAACUUCGGUACCGCCCUCUUCAUCGUCGGCUGUGUCAAUGUCUUCGAGAAGAGCCCUGGCGUUGGUGUCAUGUCUGGAGAGCCUUACCAGGUCUUCCUUGUCUUCCUUGGCCUGACUCUCCUGUGCAAUGCUGUCUCUGCGCUCGGUAACAAGUGGCUUCCCUGGAUUGAUACCGCCGCUAUCUUCUGGACCUUCGCUGGUCUCAUCGCUAUCAUUGCCACUAUCCUUGCUAUUGCUAAGAACGGACGUCGUGAUGCCAACUGGGUCUUCACACACUUCGAGGACAACUCCGGCUGGCCCAAGGGAUGGUCUUUCUGCGUCGGUCUCCUCCACGCUGCUUAUGCUACUUCUUCUACUGGAAUGAUUAUCUCCAUGUGCGAGGAGGUUCAGAACCCUCAGGUCCAGGUCCCCAAGGCCAUGGUCGCUACCAUCUUCAUCAACACCUUCGCCGGUCUUCUCUUCCUCAUCCCUCUCAUGUUCGUCAUGCCCGAGAUCCAGGACGUCAUCGUCUCCGCCCAGCCCGUGCCUCUCAUCAUCAAGAGCGCUGUUGGCAGCUCCGGCGGUGCCUUCGGUCUUCUCAUUCCUCUCAUCGUUCUCGCCAUUAUUUGCGGUAUUGGCUGCACAACUGCCAGUUCUCGAUGCGCUUGGGCUUUCGCUCGUGAUGGUGCCAUUCCCGGUGCCAGGAUGUGGUCCAAGGUCAACACCUCUCUCGAUGUUCCCCUGAAUGCUAUGAUGCUUUGCAUGGUUAUUGAGAUCAUCCUCGGUGUUAUCUACUUCGGAUCCUCCGCCGCUUUCAACGCUUUCUCCGGUGUCGGUGUCAUUUGCUUGACUGCUUCUUACGCCACUCCUAUUGCUAUCAGUCUUGCUACUGGUCGCAAGCAGGUCAAGACUGGCCAGUUCUACCUCGGAAAGUUUGGUGCUGUCGCCAACUGGAUCGCUCUCGCCUGGUCUCUGUUGGCUAUGCCCCUCUUCUGCAUGCCCUCCGCCAUCCCCGUUACCGCCGAAACCGUCAACUACGCCCCCGUCGUCUUCGUCUUUGCUUGCAUGGUUUCUGGUAUCUGGUACUGGGUCUGGGGUCACAAGAACUAUGCUGGUCCUCCUACCCACGAGGACUAAGCUGUUGAAGCAAGCAGGAUCUAGAUGCUUGACAGUGCAGUGCGCUUCGCUUCGUUUGACAUUUCAUAUCAAUAUCAGUCAGUAUAUAUGUGCGACAGUUUAAUUCGUGCCUAUGCUUGCCAGCGCGAUGUGCUUGAUACCCCGCCCGGCCUGUACUCAAGGCCUGUGAUGCUCUUGGUAUUAGCUAGAAGAUAUCCAUAAUUCAAUAUUGUUAAGCUUCAACGUGAUUGUCUC
Fusarium odoratissimum NRRL 54006 is the source of this 2227-nucleotide messenger RNA. RefSeq lists its product as uncharacterized. Lineage: Eukaryota; Fungi; Ascomycota; Sordariomycetes; Hypocreales; Nectriaceae. Gene Ontology annotation, molecular function: transmembrane transporter activity. The transcript is spliced from 4 exons. Gene Ontology annotation, cellular component: membrane. The record is from RefSeq and is a predicted model, not a curated record. Bases 788 to 1993 code for a protein of 401 amino acids. Gene Ontology annotation, biological process: amino acid transport; transmembrane transport.